AGGAGGUGUUAGGAAGCCGUUGCCAUGCCACUGACUGGGAGGAGCAAAGAUCAGAGAGGUGGAGAUCAGAGAGUAAAUAGGCAGCCAGUAGUUAGGGGGUUGGCAUUCAGGUCAUAUUUCAGUAGCACUCCUUCUGUUUGUAAUCCAAACCUCACAAUCAGCCAGCAUGUUCUCACAGAGGAACGGUCACUAGCCUCAGGCGGAACUCUGAGCUAUAUCCAACACAGCAAAGGUCUGUUCCAAACAAGUGGUCGUGUUUGCGUAUGUCUCAGCAGCAGGUGAGAACAAACACUCAGAUUGAGAAGUCUGGACAAGCGUUUCCGGUGAGCGAAGUGCUCUGAAGCCCUCUGAGCUGUCAACCACGGCUCACUGCAAACACAGUGACCACCGGAUUUAAAAAAAAAAAAAAAAAAACAGGACGAGGAUAAAGGAAGUAAGCUGAAGCUUUAUUCAUCCACCCGCUGCUGAGUGACGACUUCAUUCAGGUGAUACCCAGGUUGACUCAUGGAACGACAAGACAAGCAGGAGGACUUUGAACCUGAUGUUUGAGGACAGCUGACAGCUUGUAAAAGCCGACUGAUCACCAGACACGUUCAGGAUCUUUUAUUUCAAAUCCCUUUUCCUUUAACUUUGGUCAGCUAAACUUUCUUCUAGGGACUACACCCAAAUCCAGGCUGAGCUGUGUGGUUUGGCUGUGUUGGGAUUCCUUUUUUUCCACUCGGAGUAGAGUAAAGAGGUCGGUGUCAGUGGGGAAGACCAGCCUGCUAUUCCUCUUUUUCCAUUAUGCCGCUUCGGAUAAUUACACCUUCUGGGAUUUACCCUUUGUGCCGGGAUCUCUGAGAUGAAUCCUAGGAUAAAGGUAAUGGAUAGAAGACAUCAGUCUCUAAGAACAGUAUCUGUGUUUUAUCAAUGACUGAGGCAAAAUGCACAAGUGAAGUGUCUUGGAUUAUUGCACAGCUCUUCAGGAUCUGAAUAUCUGAGAAAGACCUCGGUGUGAUUUACACCUCGGGAUCUAAAAGCCUGCAAAGUGCUCCAGAUUUCUCUUUCAAGAUUGACCAUGCAGCUGUGAGGUCAGGUGGCCUUCUGUCCAUUUCAGGUCUUGACCCUGCUCAAUCCUACUUCCAUCUCUCUCCCCCUUUUCUUUUUCUUGUGGAGCAUGCGGAAGGAGAAGCACUCAGGCUCUUUGCGCAAGGAGAAGAAGGAAAAGACCGCCACAGUCACUCGCGCCCUCAGCUGGCUAAGCGGAUCCACCCUUUCACGCCAAACCCGCAAACUGUUCCGCAGCCACAAUGACCUGAACACAAUCUCACGCACAGAACACCGAGACCAAGAGAAGGACGAUGAUGAUGAUUGGGUGUAUGAGCCCCAACACUACAUUGCUGUGUCUAAUCUGGAUGAGGAGAGUAAGUGGACAGUUCAUUACACAGCACCGUGGCACCAGCAAGAAAAUGUGUUCCUGCCAUCAUCCAGACCAGCUUGUGUGGAAGAGCUGCACCGCCAAGCUAAAGUCAACCUCAAAACAGCGCUCAGAGAUUGUGAUAAGCUGAGGAAGGAUGGCUUCCGCAGUUCCCAAUACUACUCCCAGGGCCCCACCUUCUCAGGUUCAGCCCACUCCCGCAGCAGCCAACUGGAGGAUGAGGAUGAGGAUGAUGUUGAUGAUAAGUCAAUUUACUCCUCUGCAGAAGAGGACAAAAGCUCCAGCGCAAUGAGGGCACACACUGUACUAAAGCCUGAGGGGGGCGAGGUAGAUGGGCAGGAGUCAUGCUUCACACCCUUACCCACUCCGGAGGAAAAGAUGAGACAACAAGCCCAGGCCAUUCUGACUGACAUUGUCCCCAUCAAUGUCACAGGGGAGACGUUUGACCGUCAGGCCAGUGUCCGUCGCUCCCUGAUAAACACAGACACUCUGGCCCGUCGGCCCAAGAAAGUCAAACGGAGAAAGACUAUAUCAGGUUUGCCUGACAACAUUCAGCAGGAACUAGCUAAAGGACGAGGAGGGGAGCUCCGACCACAGUCCAUGUUUAUUCCUGGACAGUUUUCAACAUUGGAACGUUCUGGCAGUAUGAGUUCUACGCUAAGGCGCUCUGAGACUAAGGAUAUGAGCUGCCAGACUGAGGAGGUAAAAAUUGUUCCACCAUCUAUGAGGAGGAUCCGAGCUCAGAGAGGCCAAGGAAUUGCUGCUCAGAUGGCUGGCAUGUCAACAUCUGCCACCAAUAUAUCCACAGUUCCAAAAGACUAUUCCCUUGGAUCUCCUGUGCAUGUCAUGGCUCCUCGAUUUAAUGGUGAUCCCCAGCGUUUCCACAGCUUGCCACGGGGUGCCCGGGUUUCUUUGAAUGCAGAGUUCCUGAACAGCAGUAUUUCAUCUAGGCCAGAAGAUAAUGCUGUACCUCGGCAGAUAGGAAAACUCCAAGCUGAUGAGACUGCAGUUCACAUGAGGAACACACCUAGGACUAGCACUUCAGCCCGCCCAAAAUCCCAGGAGGUGAGGGGAUCACAUGGGGACUGGGGGACUGCCUGUGUGGUUUCGCCUCAUGCAGCAUACUCAACAUCAUUUAUCCCUAAUGCAGCAUUGUCAAGUUCGGCUGAGAUGAUUGUCCUUCAUUCUACAUCUAGUCCAGGCCAGCAACUGCAUGCAAGGCCUCUCAGGAUAUCCUCAAGUGUCAAUGGAGAAAGCUCCACCAGUGUGGCCACCAGUGCUGAGACAGGAGAGACAGACAUGCAGGAAGCUGUUCAGUCAGAUAGCAGCCUAAACAGUCACAGUACAAUCGCUGCAGCAUCAUCAGAUGAACAGUGGAUUUAUGAUACCCCUGAGAAUGUGUUGCCCAGAAGACCACUCACCUCCAGCUGCUCCACUCCUAUUAAUCAUCUCUACAACAGCCUGGAACGCUCCUCUAAAGGAACAGACUCCAGUUCACUGUACUCCAUGGACAAUGAUGGUUACUACACCUCCAUGCAUUUAGAUUCAGGCCUGAGGCCAAAAGGCCAUAGCAUUGCAGGCAGGGCAGCACGACAUAGUAUGUAUGAGUGCAUAGGCCAGCCAGGAGACCGUAGCAGCAUUUACAGUGAUCAGUCACUGUCCCGAUCUAUUUCCCUCCGUAAGACUAAGAAGCCACCACUUCCACCAGCGCGUACAGAUUCACUGCAGCGCUUGCCUAAGAAGAAAAAUGGUGUUAAUGCAAGCAAUGGGUCAAUUCUUAAUGAGUCUCUGAUUGCAACACUUCAGCAGUCACUGCAGAAUGGGUUGAAAGGGAAAGGGUCUUUGACCUCACCAUCUCAAAGCCCUUGCAGUGACUAUGAAGACCCCUGGAUGUUGCGGCCUAGGAGCCAAAGUAGCUUAAGUGCAGGCAGUAGUGGUGUGUCAGCUGCAGGGGUAGCUAAUGUUUAUUCCAUUUGUCAUGUCACACCAUCACACAGUGACACCAGCAGCCUGCGUUCUGACUAUGCAGAUUCUUGGGGCUAUUACAUGGAUUACCCUCGUCUGCAUAGUGAUCAGGCACAGUCACCAGCACAUACUAACUCAUUGUCUAAUGGAGGGCAGCCAGGUAGCAUGACAGAUGGACAACAUAUCCACAAUGACAUUCGGACAACUCUUCCUCCUGCUCAGGGGAAUAUGUCAACAAAGCCUCAGGCAAGCACAUCUUCACCAGACAGGGUGCAUCGGUUAACAUCCCCAUCAAGUGGAUAUUCAAGUCAGUCCAAUACCCCAACAGCUGGUACUCCUGUUCCCUCUUUCAUGAGGUCCAUGUCACCCUCUGGCUCGAAGCCCAAGCCACGUGUGCCUGAAAGGAAGUCAUCUUUGCUCUCCUCUGUGUCCAUAUCUUCUUCUUCAACAUCUUUAUCCUCUAACACUUCAGAUUCUGUUAGGAACAGCAUCCUCCCUCUACCUCCACCUCUGUCUAAUGCAUCAGUGUCCCUUUCACCACUCACCCCUGAACCUUUACCUCCACCUCUUCCUUCAAGUCAGACCUUUCCACCUCCACCUGCUCCUCCUUUACCCAGCACCCCACAGCAUGAUGUAUCCUUGAGUCCACUCUCCAUAAAUUCCUCUCCAGAGUUUCCCCCUCCUCCUCCUCCAGAGCUGUUGAAUGACCACAGCAUGCUACAUAAUGGAUCCUUUAACCCCACUCUUCAUCCACCCCUGCCUCCACCACCACCCCUGUCUUCUUCCAGUAUAAAUGCACAUAUUCCCCCACCACCCCCAUCCUUGCCCACCUUGACUCCAAUUAUACCUUCCACAGCAAGCCUAAAGGGAAUAAAAGACAGACUCAAAUCAGUGCACUCUGACAGAAAGUCAGUUUCUGUUCACUCUGAAGAGUUUUCCAAGUCUGCCAUGCCACUAAUAACUCCAUUUGCCCUUCAAAGUGUGCAGCUUCGAUCAGUCAAACAACCAGAGAAUAAGGAGGAUAGCAAUAAAUCCCAAGAGGUGGAAACUGAACAGAUUUCUACUAAGCCUGGCACAAAAGAGAAAUUUGAACAGGUAGCGCAGACCCUUUUGGCCCUGGAUUCUUGCUCUACUCCUGAAAUAAAUGGAACAUUAAAAGAGAAUAUAAUUACAAAAGACAAAAACCCGGCACAGAUACCACUUUAUAAGACAAAAUCAGGAGAAGUGCCCUAUGAAGCAGCUAAUUACCCUUCAGAUGACUUCAUUAACCAUUCCCUAGUUAAAGCUGAGAUGGAUAGUAUGGAGAAGGAGGACAGAACACCACAAAACACCACACCCAAGAAAAAACCUCCAGUGUUCUUCAAGAAGCCCAAAUUUCCCCCUGUCUCUGUAGCUGAACCUGAGCUUAUUGUAGAGAACAAGCAGACACUUGACAUUGCGGAGGAUUCUUCUUUUAAAGCGGUUUCAAAUACUCAAAAAGAGAUGACUAUUUGUGCACCCAACCCAGAGGUUCCGAAAUCCCUGUCUGUGGAGGAGGUAGAGAAAAAUGAUUGCAAAAGUUCUACAGAGAGUUCCUCAUGUGAAAGUAGCAUAUGUCCAACUGCUGGUCAGGUUGAGGAACCCUUCCAGACUCCUACCAGUCAAGAAUCAUCUGCUGCUGUUGAUAAAGCAGUGGGCACUUCAGAGGAAGAAGAAGAAGAAGAGGAAGAAAAUAGAGAUGAUGAUGAUGAUGAUGACGAAGAUGAAGAUGAAUUAAGUAGCACUGCAGGAUCAGUCUGCUCCAAAGAUGAUGGUGAAGUGUUCGAGUCCAAUGCAUCAAACUCCCCACAGACCCCCGGCAUCAACAGUGACGUCUCUCAAGACAUGGUGACUCCCACACGGCCCCGCACCACAGAGGACCUCUUUGCAGCCAUUCACAGGUCCAAGCGCAAGGUCCUGGGUCGUAAGGAGUCAGAGGACGAGCGCCUGCGAGGUCCCUCAUCUCCUCCAGUCACACCAACAGGACCGAGUCCUUCCUUGAACUCAAAUGUGUCUCGUCAGACAGGCUCUAUCCAGCGCAGCCUGCGCAAAUCAGCCACCAGCAGUGACACCUUUAAGGCACUGCUGCUGAAGAAGGGCAGCCGGUCAGAAGGCAGCUUCCGCAUGUCCGCUGCCGAGAUGCUACGCACAACUGACCCACGAUUCCAGAGGACACGAUCACUCGACUCCUCUCUGGAUCCCACUUCACCAGCAGCAGGCCUGGACAGCCCCUGCUCUUCCCCCAGUCGCUGCAAGAGGGUGCCAGAGGACUGGCCCCGGAAUGAGUCUAUACUGCCACGUUACUCUCUGUGUUCCCCCUUGUCCCCUUCCUCAAUGCUGGGGCCAAAGUACAGCCGAUCCCGCACACCACCCUCUGCUGCCAGCAGCAAGUACAAUUCCCGGAGUCGAAUCCUUAGCAGCCCAAUGACCGUCAUCUGUGAGAGGGAGGGAGAAUUAACUGAGAGUGGAGAAGCACUGGAUGAAUCGUGUCCGGUUUCCCCAUUAGUUUCCUCCACACCCAUCCCUCAAGACUCAAAUGGCACUUUAUGUGAGGGAGAGAGUUGAUGAAAAUGACUUUUUUUUUUCCCACCAAAGGGAACAAAUGAACCUCGUCACAGUAACAGAGACUGGCUAAUGGCAGAGGACCAGUGCAUGGGCCAACAGGGGAGCUGGUAAUCUGUCUGCCCCCCCCAGUCAAGGCUCUGGGCCACGUUGCACAAAUCUGGUUGUAUAGUAGGAGAUAUGCAGAGCCACAAGGUGCCUCCUUCAGACUGAUUGUUGUGUGAAGUAGAUCCCAUUUGUCACAGCUCUUCAAUACAUCAUAUCUGUACUAUUUGUGUUCCUGCUUUUCACAAGAGAAAGUGCUUUCCUUUACAGUAGUACACUUAUUUACAUAAAACUUAUUUUUCAUUUUGUUUGGAUUGCUUCUCAACCUCCACUGUUCACAUCAUGAACUGUAUAUUGGGAGCGUGAAAUAAGGACUGAUUUUUGAAUGGGAUGUGGGAAUCAGAAAUGAAGGAAUUUAAAGAAAAUCAUCAGUUUGACCAGUGGAUAGAUUGGCUUUGCUUUGCGGAAUGCUCCGAGUGUUCUCAAGGUCCAGUCCAUCUGCAGUAAUACACCUGAAAUGACUGCUUUAGUUUUGUGGAAAUGGUGAAUUUCAGAUAGACAGACACACUUUCAUGAACUUUGGAAGCCAUGUAAUAGGUUUUCCACUGUUACUGCUAUUUCUUGAGACGCACUGGUUGUGGGAAAGUGACAGGUUCAGCACAAACAGUGUAUUAUAAAGAAGGACUGCUGAAGCUGCACAGUUGAAAUGCAGGCUGAGAGGCUCCAGAAAAAUACUUGUGUUGGAUUUUUAGUGUGUAGGUUUGCACUGUGUUUGUGUUUUUGUCUGUUGGUCAUUUAAAAUGUUCUGCCUGUGUUGGUUGUGAUGACUUUCUACAUACAAAGAGAGCACCUACUUGAACCAAGUAACAUCUGUUUUGUUUGUAAUAGUUUUUUUUUUGUUAACCAAAGAGUUUAAAGCCUGCUGUAGGGAUUCUGGGUAGCUCAGGCGUUUACUGGACUGGGAGCAAUAAAAAGUCUUCUGUAAAGCUUUGCUAAAGAUUAGCGUUUACAUUUCUUAUGUACUAACUCCUCUUACAUUAAAUCUCACUUGUGCAGUUUUAUACUGUUUUUUUUGUAUAUAAACAAAAAAUAUUAAGAAAUAACCUCUGGAUUUAUUUUCAAAGAAUUUGUACACCCUUGCUAGAGGAAGUGGCUUUCUUUUUGUAGAGUAUUUAUUUUAGAUUAGACAGAAUGUGAUGUGAUUGAUGUGAGGGAUUUUACAGAUUUGCAGCUAAUUAUUUAGUAAGCAUUACAUCACUGAUCUCUCUCAGACUCACAGGUCUGAUUUUGAGGCCUUUAUUAAGUCUCGUUCUUGUCCUUUUCAUCCAAGAAACCAAAAUCACAGUGACAAGGGGAAGAAGGCUGCUAACCCUCUUGUGUAUGUCUCUCUAAUAAAAAAAAAAAAAAAUGGUGACGUUUAAAAAUGGCCGAUCUCUGUGUUUGAUUCACUGCCACCUGUCAGCCAGUCGGAAAAAUCACACUCAUUAUGUGCGUAUCCAUGGUACCCAGGGCCAUUAGUCAUUUCUAAAGGUUUCUGUGGGGUCAACGCUGAUUGCUCCGUCAUGUCCAUCUCUGGUCUCACAUCACUAAGUCCAGAAGAUACCAAGCCCUUUCGAUGGUUAAGUCUUUAUAACUUCUCCCCCCCCCCCCAUGUGAAUAAAUAAUGUAAGUCAGCUUCAUUAGCCGUCUACUUAUGUUUAAAUCAGUCAGAGAAUUUAAAAAAAACUAAAUCAAUAGUUGAUUUUAAGAUCUUGUUAUAAUUGUAUAAACAUUAAUCUACUUGGCUCUGAAUGAAUUAAUGUAAUUCAUGAUAUAGUUAGGAUUGGGCAUAGGGUGUAGGGUUAUAUGCCAAAUAAAUAAAAAUAUGCUUAAAUAAAAAUAUCAUUCAUGCCUAUAAAUAUUGGAUACUGAUGUGGAUCUUGGCUAGGCUAGGAAAUAUAUAUAUAUUUCGAUUUUAUAUGGGGAAAAAAAUGAGUAAAAAUUCCACUAAACAUCUUCACCGUCAUGGAUUUGUGGUUUAUUUAAUCUAAUCAGUUGUUGCUCUGCUGUAUUGUGUGCAGCAGUAUAAAAUCACAUACUAAUUCUAUUACUGUUUACAAUUUGAACACAAAAGCAUUUUUUAAAAGAAACCCUUUUGGAUACACACACACUCCCUAUACUCAUGGUUUUGUGAUGCUGUGCCACAGAAGUAAUGGAUCCUGGUGGUAUUUUGGCUCAGCAUCAGCACAGAGUAUAAUUGAGUUUUCACACAGUGCUGAGUGCAUGAACAUGAUAUUCAGGCAACAUUUGCCUCUAAAAUAAACCUGAUGACAGUGCAGAGUCUACAUGUGGAUCAGUGAAGACUUGCUCCCUGUAGCUGUGCUCAUGUCCUUAACACCUUUUAAUCUAAAAUCAUCCAUGCUGAGAGAGAUUAUACAUCUAAAAGAGCAAUAUUUAUUAGACAAUGAGUAAAUGUUACAACAUUCAGUACCAAAAAUCUUCCAUUAAUUGUAGCAGAAAGUGUAUCAUUUUACACUGAGUUAAUCAAUAAAUGUAAAGCAUUUUGUUUAUGAAAUUAUGAUUAAAUAAUUAAAGUGUCUUUCACAGGUUAGAAUCAUAGUACUUAAAGGCUUUAAGUUGGGAAUAACAGGAAUCUGUUGUGGAAUGUUCACAUUAAACUGGUGAUGUGAUUAGUGAUAAGUAAUGCCUGGCCACACUAGUAGUUAAUCAGGCUGGUGAUCAUGAACUUUUUCUUGGUCAUAAAUAGUUACCCUCCCAGACUGUCCUGUGGUUUUGGUUGUGUAAAAAUCUAAUAUUAACCCCUCCAGUGAUCUCGCAGGACAUUACUGGCCAGCCUGAUCUACAUUUAUGCCCUUAUCCAGACUGAUGUAGAAAAAUGUUCUGAAUACUCCAUCAAUGAAUACAUCACUCUAAAAUCAUAACUAUUAGAAAUGUUAAAAAUCUCAAGUAGUGUGUUUGAACACAGACUGUGUCGUGAGAAAAACACAGUCUUAAUAUAAUGGCUGAAUGGCUUAUAAGUAACGACAGCUGAACUGAACUGACCCCCACUUCCCCAUUUUGGUCACCUGCCAAUUCCCAGCCAGCUCUCCUCAAAGAGAUCCUCAGCUUCUCUCUCACAACAGCUACCAAGAUGGCACCUGCCUCCUCAGUGACGUGAGGCUAGCCAAACAGAUCUUAUGCUCCAUUAUAGGUCAGUGAAACACCAUCACAAAAAGGUACAAAAAAGAAAGGAAAAAAGACCUGCUGUACUGUAUAAAUCCUCUAGUGUGGUCUGGGCAGUAGUGCAAUAAAAAUCACAAAUAUAACACACCUGGCUAAAAAAUAAGUGUAAAGAUUCAUUAAAAAAGGAAACUGUAGACAGUUACACAUAGUAAUUAUGCAAAGGAUUUACUGGUAUUUGGCUUGAUAGACAAAUAGAAAAGUGAACACGAGGACCAGAAGACUUAAAAUCACAUCAC
Hemibagrus wyckioides is the source of this 9465-nucleotide messenger RNA. RefSeq names its product NHS-like 1b (gene nhsl1b). The record is from RefSeq and is a predicted model, not a curated record. The coding region runs from base 1157 to 5965 and encodes 1602 amino acids. Gene Ontology annotation, biological process: cell differentiation. The transcript has 8 exons. NCBI's taxonomy places the organism in Eukaryota, Metazoa, Chordata, Actinopteri, Siluriformes, Bagridae.